AUGGCCUCCCGUGUCUUCACCCAGCGCCUGGCUACCGCCAUGGCCCAGUCCUCCAAGGUCGCUCGCCCUGCUGCCCGCGUCAACCUCAACGCUGCCACCAAGCGCACCUUCACCCAGAAGGCUCCCGCCACCACCUUCUCGGCCCCCAAGCGCGUCGCCUCGCCCACUCUCCUCCAGGCCAACGCCCGCCUCGCCUUCCAGAACGCCGGCCGCCGCCAGUACUCCUCUGAGGUCGCCACCGCCAUGGUUGAGGUCUCCAAGAACAUUGGUAUGGGUUCCGCUGCCAUCGGUCUCGGUGGUGCCGGUAUCGGUAUCGGUCUCGUCUUCGCCGCUCUCCUCAUGAGUGUCUCCCGCAACCCUGCUCUCCGUGGCCAGCUCUUCUCCUACGCCAUUCUGGGUUUCGCUUUCGUCGAGGCCAUGGGUCUGUUCGACCUGAUGGUUGCUAUGAUGUGCAAGUACGUCUAA
This is a messenger RNA of Penicillium odoratum, 465 nucleotides long. RefSeq names its product ATP synthase subunit C family protein. Bases 1 to 465 code for a protein of 154 amino acids. The transcript has a single exon. Gene Ontology annotation, biological process: proton transmembrane transport; proton motive force-driven ATP synthesis. NCBI's taxonomy places the organism in Eukaryota, Fungi, Ascomycota, Eurotiomycetes, Eurotiales, Aspergillaceae. Gene Ontology annotation, molecular function: proton transmembrane transporter activity. The record is from RefSeq and is a predicted model, not a curated record.